Anisakis simplex (herring worm) is the source of this 336-nucleotide messenger RNA. NCBI's taxonomy places the organism in Eukaryota, Metazoa, Nematoda, Chromadorea, Rhabditida, Anisakidae. The record is from the annotation of a GenBank genome assembly.
AUGGUCGUGCACGUUGUGUCGGAUGCAAGUGGCGACGAAGAUGAUGAAAAUCGCAAGCAACAGUCAUCUGAAAAUAUGGAACUGGAUCUGCAGGACAUUGCACAUUGUGAUCAUUUAUCUGUUGGUCAUUCAUCACCACCGACGUCCUCUGAAGAGUUGUCACAACAAUCUUCAUCAGCUGCAGAUGUUGUUGCUCUAACGUCAAGGAUACCAUCCGGAACACGAUCUGAGUCACCGACGACGUCUGCUUCUGUGACAAAAGUAUGCAGUAGUCCUCUUAUUCACAUAAUCAACAAUGUUCUGUGUGCUGAAUCAAAUGUCAACACGAUCACUUAA